Messenger RNA from Tripterygium wilfordii, 2772 nucleotides. Its product is annotated as protein NPG1. NCBI's taxonomy places the organism in Eukaryota, Viridiplantae, Streptophyta, Magnoliopsida, Celastrales, Celastraceae. Gene Ontology annotation, molecular function: protein binding. The transcript is spliced from 7 exons. The record is from RefSeq and is a predicted model, not a curated record. Bases 281 to 2386 code for a protein of 701 amino acids.
UUUAGCUGUCAAAUUGCGAUUUAAAUGCAUAAACAAGUUUCAGAUCCAAUCUUUGCGUUUUCUUCCUCUCUCUUGUGCAUACGAUUAUGCGAUCCCAGAACCAGAAUUGCCUAGCAGAGUCUCAACCACGUAGCUGUCGCCGUUAAUCCGCCGCCCUCCCGUUGACUCGAUUUCUGGUUACGUUUUGCAAGGGGCAUUGAAGUUGGAUGACAUUUGAAAGGGAUAGAGAGACAAAGGAAGUGUUUUUUUUUAGUAGAGGAAGAGGGUGGCGAGGGUACAGAUGUUGGGGAGCCAAUCUGCAGAGCUCAGUGAGAAUGGGGAAGACAGAAUGGUCCGAGAAUUGUGCGCAAAUGGGAUAUGCAUGAAGACUAAUGAUGUUGAGGCAAAGCUUGACUUGGGAAAUAUUCAAGAGGCAGAAUCUUCAUUACGAGAGGGGUUAUCCCUUAAUUUUGAGGAAGCAAGAGCCCUUCUAGGAAGGUUAGAGUAUCAAAGAGGCAAUGUGGAAGGUGCUCUUCGUGUAUUUGAUGGUAUUGAUCUUCAGGCUGCCAUACAACGACUCCAACCCUCCCUUUCAGAGAAACAGAACUCUAGGAAGGGUCGAUCUCGCAGUGAUCCACAGCUCAAUGUCUCGCAGCAUGCUGCUAGCCUCGUGCUUGAAGCCAUUUACUUGAAGGCCAAAUCUCUUCAAAAACUAGGGAGGUUAAUUGAUGCUGCUCGUGAAUGUCAAAGUGUGCUUGAUGCUGUAGAGAGGAUUUUCCAUCAAGGCAUACCUGAUGUGCAAGUGGACACUAGAUUGCAAGAGACAGUUAGCCAGGCCGUAGAACUCCUUCCAGAGCUUUGGAAGCAGGCUGGUUGCUAUCAAGAAGCAAUAUCUUCGUAUAGGCGUGCCCUCCUCAGUCAAUGGAACCUUGAUAAUGAUUGCUGUGCUAGGAUUCAAAAGGGAUUUGCUGUGUUUUUGUUGCACAGUGGAGUGGAAGCUUCCCCGCCUAGUUUAGCUUCACAGAUUGAGGGUUCAUACGUACCUAAAAAUAAUCUGGAAGAGGCAAUAUUACUCUUGAUGAUACUUAUGAGGAAAAUUUUCCUUUGUAAGAUCAAAUGGGAUCCAUUAGUGAUGGAGCACCUUGUAUUUGCACUAUCUCUGUGUAACCAAACUUCUGUUUUGGCAAAGCAACUUGAAGAGCUCAUUCCUGGGGUCUUUCAUCGGGUUGACCGUUGGAAUACUUUAGCUCUUUGCUAUAGUGGAGCAGGACAAAACAAAGCUGCCUUAAAUUUAUUGAGGAAGUCUUUGCACAAACAUGAAAAGCCUGAUGACCUCAUGGCGCUUCUGUUGGCUGCCCAGAUCUGCAGUGGAGAUUCAUAUCUUGCUGCUGAGGGAGUGGGAUAUGCACAGAGAGCGAUUAGCAAUUCUCAGGGAAAUGAUGAGCAUUUAAAGGGCGUGGGUUUGCUUAUGUUGGGUAUUUGUUUUGGAAAACAAGCCAAGAUUUCUUCGUCUGACUUUGAGAGGUCACGGCUCUUGUCUGAAGCAUUAAAAGCAUUAGAUGGAGCAUCUACUAUUGAGCACAAUAAUCCAGAUGUUAUUUUUGAGUUGGGAAUUCAAUAUGCAGAACAACGGAAUCUAAAUGCUGCUUUACGCUAUGCAAAGCAGUUUAUUGAUGCAACAGGUGGCUCCAUGUUAAAGGGUUGGAGAUUGCUUGCUCUUGUAUUGUCAGCUAAACAGAGAUUCUCAGAGGCUGAGAUAGUUACUGAUGCUGCUUUGGAUGAGACUGCAACAUGGGAGCAAGGACCCUUACUCUGGCUGAAGGCAAAGCUAAAGAUCUCUCAGUCAUUACACAUGGAUGCUGCAGAAACUUAUGGUCAGCUUCUUUCUUUGGUUCGAGCCCAAAGGAAAUCUUUUGGUCCUCUUAGAAGCAUUUCUCAGGUCGAGGAUGAUAAAAUCAACGAAUUUGAAGUUUUGAAUGUUCUUGCCAAUUUAUAUUCCAGGCUUUCUCGUUGGAAUGAUGUGGAAUUGUGUUUGGGAAAAGCCAGGGAUCUGAAACAAUACUCAGCAGAACUGCUACACACAGAAGGCGUUAUGCUUCAAGGGCGUGGACAAAUCCAAGAAGCUUUGUGUGCUUACAUUAAUGCCCUUUUGGUAGAACCAUCUAAUGUGCCUUGCAAGAUACUGAUUGGUGCCCUGUUGGCCAAGAUGGGAUCUGAUGCACUGCCCGUGUCAAGAAGCUUACUAUCAGAUGCAUUGAGGAUUGAACCUACCAACCGAAUGGCUUGGUAUUACCUAGGGCUGGUUCAUAAGGACGAUGGACGAAUAGCUGAUGCCGCAGACUGCUUCCAGGCAGCUUCCAUGCUUGAAGAAUCAGAACCUGUUGAAAGUUUCGGCACUAUUAUCUGACGUCUCCUAUCCGUUAAAGCUGAAUUUCAUUCAUGUAAUUCACCAAUAUUCAUUGAAGGCCCAAUACCAGCGUAAGUUUUACGAAUAAGUCUGAUUUGCUGUUUCAGAUUUGUUUUGGUCUGCUUCGACGUGAUGAUGAUAGAGAAGUGCUUGGAGAAGAGUGAAGAGAUAAUCUUAUUGAGAUCAGUAAAAUAAGGGGGGGAAUAGAAAGGAAUAGGAAUUUGAAUAUACGAGACUUGGUUGUAGAAUGGAGAGUAUAGAGUUUAGAGUUUAGAUGGGUGGUGGUUGCUCUUGACCGUCUGAUUAUUCUAAAGUUGUUGCUCAGCCAUGUAAAUGUAUUCUUGUUGGCAAAUAUUCAUAAAUUAUUUAUUCAUUUUCAAGCUGUA